AUGUCACUCUCACUUCCCAAUGACAUCCUCCUCCUGGUUGGGGAGUUCCUGGAAGAACACCAGGACCGUUACAAUCUUGUUUUCGUUUGCCGCCGCUUUCACGACCUUCUCUUGCGCCUAGUGUAUCGAAGGGCCACCCUGAAAAAUGCCUCGCAAACUCGCUCUUUCUUGAGUGCUCUCUUGCGUCGACCCGAGCUGGCUCGGGCCGUGCGGAGCUUGCAUUUUGAUGACUGGAACCAAACACCAUCUCCCUCUCCUUCAUCGUCGUCGCAAAACAUGGAUUGGUCGCCGUUUAGGAACUGGGCUCAGACGAUCAGCCAGUCGGAGGAAGAACUUGCACAAUGGGAGCAGGAUCUGCUCAACGACGUGGAGGAGGCUUGGAUUGCUCUUGCUUUGCCAUUGGUGAAUAACCUCCGACAACUUCGAUUGGUGUAUCCUAAAGAGAGUGUGUACCUGGAUCGCACGCUGUCAAGGGCUCUAAAGGGAGAGAAGCCCUUUGACGACCGACCCGCCUUCCGUGUCUUGCAGGAAGUGUCUCUCGGUCAUAUGGGGAACGAGGGAGACACUAAGGGUAGCUUCGCGCCUUCUCAGAUUUCUUCUUUCUUCCAAUUGCCAUCGAUGCGGGCGUUGUCGGCGGAUUCGGUAGUCGAGUCCAGCUCCUCACCCGACAAUGAGCACGAGCAGACAACUGAGAUGCCUCAGAGUGUGUCCUCGAAUAUCUCGGAGAUCACGCUCUACUCGAGCAACGGCUCUAAGGGCAUGGAGGGUCUGAUAGCUUCUUGCCCCUCGCUUCGGUCGUUCAAGUACCAGCACUCCGAUUCCCAUCUGCUCUCCGAGGGCUACCGACCCUCGGAAUUUGCGCGGUCGCUGGCUGCUAGUAAAGGCAGUCUCGAGACACUGUGGCUGGAUAGCUUCGGAACCCAUCUGCCCUUCACCAUCGCCGGAGCUAACGAGACUCACGAUGAGUGGUUUGGGUCCCUGGCGGAUUUCACGGCGUUGAAAGACAUCCGCAUCCGCCUGCCCAACCUCCUGGACGUGCGCUACCAGUUCGAGCCGUCGACUGCGCUACCCGACGUUCUCCCGCCGUCGGUGCAGACGCUAUCCGUGGAGGGAUGCAAGGAGAUGUCGUUGAGGAUGCUUAUUGGGCAGCUGAAAAUGGUGCUCGGUCAGCGCCAGAAGCGAUUCGUUGGCCUGCGCCGCUUGGACAUCGAAGGGUUCUUCCACGACGAGGAGGACGAGGAUGCCUCGGGAUACGACGCCCACGCGGCUAACCCCGGGGGCGAGAAGGUCAUUAAGUCCCGGGUCUAUGAGAUGACCGAAGCGUUGCACACCUCCUGUGCUGAGGCUGGAAUCGAACUGCACCUGCGCGACCGGGACUGCCCAGCGACGAUGGCCUAA
Aspergillus steynii IBT 23096 is the source of this 1398-nucleotide messenger RNA. RefSeq lists its product as uncharacterized. NCBI's taxonomy places the organism in Eukaryota, Fungi, Ascomycota, Eurotiomycetes, Eurotiales, Aspergillaceae. The transcript has a single exon. Gene Ontology annotation, molecular function: protein binding. The coding region runs from base 1 to 1398 and encodes 465 amino acids. The record is from RefSeq and is a predicted model, not a curated record.